Messenger RNA from Rhipicephalus microplus (southern cattle tick), 2524 nucleotides. RefSeq names its product nudC domain-containing protein 2. Gene Ontology annotation, cellular component: cytoplasm. The record is from RefSeq and is a predicted model, not a curated record. NCBI's taxonomy places the organism in Eukaryota, Metazoa, Arthropoda, Arachnida, Ixodida, Ixodidae. Gene Ontology annotation, biological process: protein folding.
CAACCUAUUUAUUUUGCUGGGUGCAUUAUUUUGAGCGCGUGGUUAGGUUAGUGUACUGUGGCGAAGUAGAAAAUUAAUCGAGCAGUGGUGGGUUUUGAGUAGUACAGGGUUAGUAAAAGUAUAGUUAGUUGAAGUAGCUGAUUGAUCUGACUUGUUCGUGAGAGCACACUAAAAUGCCAUUGUCACAUUUUGAUGAGCGGAGUGGUGCUGUGAGUUGCCCAACACCUUGGGGUCGCUGGUGGCAGACAGUGGCUGAAGUAUUUGCCGAGAUAGAAGUUCCCAAAGGCACACGAGGCAAGGAUGUUCGGAUCCAGAUUACUCCUAAGCACAUAUCUUGCACAGUGCAUGGAAAGGAGCUCUUUUCUGGGAACCUUCAUCGCACUGUUGUUGCUGAUGAAUCAACGUGGACCAUUGAGGAGCGGCAGCGUGUGUUGAUUUUGCUUGUUAAGGCAGAACCUGCUAAUUCGGAAAAGGUGUGGGAAUCGCUGCUUGAGGGACAGUAUGCACCAGAUCCACAUAUCAUGCACGAGAUGAUGAAGAAACUGGACCUCGAGAAGUUUCAAAUGGAAAACCCAGGCUUUGACUUCAGUGGAGCCAAACUAGACAAAGCAUACGACCGCAUUCCAGGCCUUCACGACGACACUUUGGAAAGUCAAGCAAUGGGAUUUCAUCUGCAACAAGCUGAGGGCAAAUCUUCUGACAUGAUGGAUGCUAAUGCUGGAAGGCUUUUUUAGUGACAAAGUUAUUAGGACUAUCCUCUUUGUCUUCCUUCACCAAUAUUUGUUCCUUCAUCUGUUGUUGCUUUUUAUUGAUUCAUGUGUUGUUUAUAAUUUACUCUUUUUCAUUACAUCUGAAUAGGUGCGUGAGCAGGGUCUCUCUUUUUUGGGGAGGGUUGAGUUUAAAGCCCAUAUGAAAUCACUGCAGAUAUUCUCAACAUGUAGGGCUAGUUGAACACAAAACACUACUUGUAGGUUUUUGCAUGUAGCUGCUAAAGUUGCUAUUAAAAUAUUGACAUUAAUCUGCACUGUGCAACAAUCUUGAUGCGCCAUCUCUCAUGCAUCGCUGUGGUGCCUGUUUAAUCAAAAAUUGGCUUGACUGCGUUAUGUAGCCACUAGAAGUUUCUUGCAUAGAAAGUUUCACAACAGACCAGCAUUCUUUUGUGUAGCCGGAUGAAAUGUGGAAAUGCCUGAAACACCUCAAGAAAAACAAAGAAGCAGGUUCUUCUUGUGGUGUUUUAGGCAUCUAGAAUUUUUCCCCAUAAUGAUGCACCAACUCACUAACAAGUACUUUUUGGUACUAAAACUUGAGUGGUAUGGCUUUCUGCUCCAAGGCAAAUGAAUGCAACAUCUGUUUUUUUAAUAAUGACCAAUGUUGUUGUGUAAUCAUUUGUUUGCUAGAUCUGUGAAUUGAAUUAUAUAAUGGGGCCAAAACUUGUUUUGAAGCCCUGGAUAGCAUUAAAGCAUUCCAGAAUUGCCAAAUGCCGGCAUUUAAAAGAAAUUGUCAGCCGAUUUCAAAUGUUUAUAUAAAUGCACAUUCUUUGUUAACAUGAAAAAGGGCCGAAUAGUAUUUCAAUGACUCCAGGCAAUACUUGACCAUUUAGCUAAUGAAUAGCUGAAAAUUUCCAAAAAGAAAACAAGGGCAGUUUCUUUCAUCUCUGUGUUAAUGUGGAUGCUGUCUUAUUGCAAUCUGUGGACUUCAUGCAUGUGUUACUUGAAGCCAAAGCAUCAAGAAUCAUAUGGCUCCUAAAACCAGUACUUUGCAUAAGAACAGCCUCCCGCAUUUUGUACUAUGUCAUGCAUGCAUUGGAGAAAGGCGCACAAAUAAACCAUAAGUGCAAACAUUGUCUGCUAUGCUGUUUCUUGGAGCAAGAAUCACUCCCUGCAUCUUUUUACCUGUGGGGCCACCUUAUGGACUGUAACAGAUAGCAGCGUUAUGUAACCUUGGUUUUAUUUAUUUUUUCAUUUCAACACUUGUGCACGACAAUUGUGUUGGCAAUUUUGCUAGCGUACUUGUUUCUCUUGGCACUGCUUUUGGUUCCCUGCACUUCAUUUCUUCAAUAUAAAUAACCCUAGUCACAUUGCCCUGAAAGGAACAGCAUAACAGACAGCACUUACACUGGAGAUGCUGUGAUACCCUCAGUCUCUCAGGUUAUCACCACCAUAAGGCAAUCAGUAUACAGUCAAAACUUGUGUACUCUAGUUAGAUAAACAUGUAGCCAGCGAUACUUAAAUACCCACAUUGUUUAGAUGUGGCUAAGCGUGUUUGUAAGCAUGUAAACUCAGUGUGUUUCAUAAGAAUGUGAUUACUUGUGUGCUAGUCAUUUCCAUAAUAAAACAUCCUUCUUGUGAUUCACUUUUCAAUACUACUCUAUGCUACUUCAAAUCGUUACAUGCCUGAAAAACAAAAAGAAAUCGAAGAAGCUGCUUUCCGCAGUUGUUGGGAAUCUUCCACUGUGCCUAUGUUCCCCUGUAGUGUGUGUUGUUUAGAGCAUGGUAUCACUGAAUAAAUGUCCAGUGCACUUUGA